AUGUCCCACGCAGCAUUAUCCUGGUUGACCAAAUUGGACAUCUCCGAAACCCCCGACAAGGUCUUACGUCGUUCCUCCAUCAUCGGUACCAUUGGUCCUAAGACCAACAGCGUGGAGAUGUUGGUCAAGUUGAGAAAGGCCGGUUUGAACAUCGUCAGAAUGAACUUCUCGCACGGUUCCUACGAAUACCACCAGUCGGUCAUUGACAACGCCAAGAAGUCCGAAGAAGUGUAUAAGGGCCGUCCUUUGGCCAUUGCCUUGGACACCAAGGGUCCAGAAAUCAGAACCGGUACCACCAUCGACGACAAGGACUACCCAAUUCCCUCCAACCACGAGAUGAUCUUCACCACCGACGAAGAGUACCUCAAGAAGUCCAACGACAAGAUCAUGUACAUCGACUACAAGAACAUCACCAAGGUCAUUGAGGUCGGAAGAAUCAUCUACCUCGACGACGGUGUGUUGUCGUUUGAAGUCAUCGAAAUCCCUGACGAAAAGACCUUGAAGGUCAGAUCUGUCAACGCCGGUAAGAUCUGCUCCCACAAGGGUGUCAACUUGCCAGGUACCGAUGUCGACUUGCCAGCUUUGUCCGAAAAGGACAAGGCUGACAUCCGUUUCGGUGUCAAGAACGGUGUCCACAUGAUCUUUGCCUCUUUCAUCAGAUCCGGUGACGACAUCAAGGAAAUCAGAAAGGUCCUCGGUGAAGACGGUAAGGACAUCCAGAUCAUCGCCAAGGUCGAAAACCAACAAGGUGUCAACAACUUCGAUGACAUCUUGGCCGAAACCGACGGUGUUAUGGUUGCCAGAGGUGACUUGGGUAUCGAAAUCCCAGCUCCUCAAGUGUUCGUGGUCCAAAAGCAAAUGAUCGCUAAGUGUAACUUGGCCGCUAAGCCAGUUAUCUGUGCCACCCAAAUGUUGGAAUCAAUGACCUACAACCCAAGACCAACCAGAGCCGAAGUCUCUGAUGUCGGUAACGCCAUCUUGGACGGUGCUGACUGUGUCAUGUUGUCUGGUGAAACCGCCAAGGGUAACUACCCAAUCGAAUCGGUCUCCAUGAUGCACAACACUGCCAUCAUUGCUGAAAAGGCCAUUGCCUACCAACAAUUGCACAACGAGAUCAGAUCCUUGGCCAAGAGACCAACUCCAACCACCGAGACCUGUGCCGUUGCUGCUGUCUCUGGUGCCUACGAACAAGACGCCAAGGCUAUUGUUGUGUUGUCCACCUCCGGUUUGUCCGCCAGAUUGGUCUCCAAGUACAAGCCUAACGUUCCAAUCAUGAUGGUCACCAGAAACGAAAGAUCCGCCAGAUACUGUCACUUGUACAGAGGUGUGUAUCCUUUCAUCUACACCAAGGACAAGGUUGAAAACUGGCAAGAAGAUGUUGAAAACAGAUUGAGAUGGGCUGUUUCCGAAGCCAUUGACUUGGGUAUCAUCAGCAAGGGUGAUUCCAUUGUCACUGUUCAAGGUUGGACCAGGGGUUCCGGUCACUCUAACACCGUUAGAAUUGUCCAAGCUUAA
Molecule: messenger RNA, 1515 nt
Organism: Suhomyces tanzawaensis NRRL Y-17324
Lineage: Eukaryota; Fungi; Ascomycota; Pichiomycetes; Serinales; Debaryomycetaceae
Gene: CDC19
Product: pyruvate kinase
Exons: 1
Coding region: 1-1515 (504 amino acids)
Biological process (GO): glycolytic process
Cellular component (GO): cytoplasm
Molecular function (GO): potassium ion binding; magnesium ion binding; pyruvate kinase activity
Source: RefSeq, a predicted model, not a curated record